UAUGGCUGAUGUUCCAAAAGAUGCUCCUGACCAUUGCCCUGGAACUCAAAGUGAAAAUGCUGGAAAAGUGUCUGCUUGCACAGGAUGUCCCAAUCAAAGUAUUUGCUCAUCAGGAGCUACAAAAUUGCCAGAUCCUGGAAUUGUGUUGGUGAAGGAAAGAUUGUCAUCAGUAGAAAAUAAAAUUUUAGUAUUGUCAGGCAAAGGAGGAGUAGGAAAAAGUACGGUCACCUCUCUUUUAUCUAGAGCCCUUGCUGCAGAUAAUCCUAACAGAAAUGUUGCUGUUCUAGAUAUAGAUAUAUGUGGGCCUUCACAACCAAGGGUAUUUGGAGCUAUUGGUGAACAGGUGCAUCAAAGUGCAUCUGGAUGGUCUCCAGUUUACAUAGAAGAUAACCUGUCACUAAUGUCAAUAGGAUUCCUUUUAAAUAGUUCAACAGAUGCAGUCAUUUGGAGAGGACCAAAAAAGAAUGGAAUGAUUAAACAGUUCCUAUCUGAAGUUGAUUGGGGUACUUUGGAUUAUUUAAUAUUAGACACUCCUCCAGGUACUUCAGAUGAACAUUUAUCAGCAGUGACAUAUUUGAAAGAUGCAAGAAUAACUGGAGCAAUUAUUGUUACAACACCUCAAGAAGUUUCUCUUUUAGAUGUUAGAAAAGAAAUAGACUUUUGUAAAAAAGUUAAUAUUCCCAUUCUUGGCGUCAUUGAAAAUAUGAGUAUUUUUAUAUGCCCAAAGUGCAAGAAUUCUGCAGAAAUAUUUCCAGCAUUGACUGGAGGAGCUAAGAAAAUGUCAACUGAUUUAAAUAUAGAAUUUUUAGGAUCAUUACCAUUAGAUCCAUUACUAGCAAGAUGCUGCGAUGAAGGAAAAAAUGUUUUAGUCGAAAUGCCUAAAUCACCAAUAGUAAUAGCUUUAAAUACGAUAGUACAAAAAAUCAUUCAGAAAUGUGAUUCAAAAGACUUAUAAAUCAAGGAUUUAUACAUAAAUAUUUUUAACUUUUGUAAGAAGAAUACAGUUCAAUGCUUUAUCUUCUUAAAUUAUAUAAAAACUGUGUAAAAAGAAUUGUUACUUUUAUUACUUAUCUAUUAUACAAGUUAUUUUAUUAAAUAAGU
Phymastichus coffea is the source of this 1101-nucleotide messenger RNA. It is a transcript of the gene Nubp1, whose product is annotated as cytosolic Fe-S cluster assembly factor NUBP1 homolog. Bases 2 to 955 code for a protein of 317 amino acids. Lineage: Eukaryota; Metazoa; Arthropoda; Insecta; Hymenoptera; Eulophidae. Gene Ontology annotation, molecular function: ATP binding; ATP-dependent FeS chaperone activity; 4 iron, 4 sulfur cluster binding. Gene Ontology annotation, biological process: iron-sulfur cluster assembly. Gene Ontology annotation, cellular component: cytosol. The record is from RefSeq and is a predicted model, not a curated record. The transcript has 7 exons.